Molecule: messenger RNA, 5646 nt
Organism: Lates calcarifer (barramundi perch)
Lineage: Eukaryota; Metazoa; Chordata; Actinopteri; Centropomidae
Gene: flii
Product: FLII actin remodeling protein
Exons: 31
Coding region: 112-3918 (1268 amino acids)
Biological process (GO): actin polymerization or depolymerization; myofibril assembly; barbed-end actin filament capping
Cellular component (GO): actin cytoskeleton; cytoplasm; nucleus
Molecular function (GO): phosphatidylinositol-4,5-bisphosphate binding; actin filament binding
Source: RefSeq, a predicted model, not a curated record
CCGCCGUUAAGCACCCCAAAGAAGAGCAGUAGUAGCAGCAGCCACAGCCCUCCUCCUUGCCACUGGACCAAAAUAGACAGUUUAGGGCUGUGCAGCUGACAUCAACCAGAAAUGGCUGCCACCGGAGUUCUUCCCUUCAUUAGGGGGGUAGACCUCAGUGGAAACGACUUCAAAGGUGGGUACUUCCCAGAACAUGUCAAGUGUAUGAGCAGUCUGCGAUGGCUGAAGCUGAACAGAACAGGAUUGUGUUACCUGCCAGAGGAGCUGGCCUCUCUGCAGAAGCUGGAGCAUCUUUCAGUGAGUCACAACAGCCUGACCACGUUACAUGGAGAACUGUCCAGCUUACCGAACCUACGGGCGGUGGUAGCCAGAGCCAACAACCUGAAAAACUCUGGAGUCCCAGAUGACAUCUUUCAACUGGAUGAUCUCUCUGUGCUGGAUCUGAGCUACAAUCAGCUGACAGAGAUCCCCAGGGACCUGGAGAACAGCAGGAACAUGCUGGUACUGAAUCUGAGCCACAACAGUAUUGACGCAAUCCCCAACCAGCUGUUCAUCAACCUGACAGACCUGCUGUACUUAGACCUGAGCGACAACAAGUUGGACAGCCUGCCACCACAGAUGAGACGCCUGGUGCACCUGCAGACUCUCAUACUGAACAACAAUCCACUGAUGCAUGCCCAGCUGCGACAGCUGCCGGCCAUGGUAGCAUUACAAACUCUCCACCUGAGGAAUACCCAGAGGACCCAGAGCAACAUGCCCACCAGCCUGGAGGGACUGACGCAUUUAGCAGAUGUUGACCUGUCAUGCAACGACCUGACUCGGGUGCCAGAGUGCCUCUAUUCACUUGGCAGCCUAAAGAGACUCAACCUGAGCAGUAAUCAGAUCUCUGAACUCUCACUCUGCAUUGACCAGUGGACUCAGCUGGAGACGCUCAACCUGAGCCGCAACCAGCUCACCUCACUGCCUUCUGCCAUCUGUAAGCUGUCCAAGCUGAAGAAGCUGUAUGUAAACUCCAACAAACUGGACUUUGAUGGAGUUCCACCAGGCGUGGGCAAACUCUCCAGCCUCACUGAGUUCAUGGCUGCCAACAACAACCUGGAACUCAUCCCUGAGGGACUCUGCAGGUGUGGCAAGUUGAAGAAGUUGGUGCUGAAUAAAAACCGCCUGGUGACGCUGCCUGAGGCAAUCCACUUCUUGACUGAGUUAGAGAUUCUGGAUGUGCGUGAGAACCCCAACCUGGUGAUGCCUCCUAAGCCAGUGGACAGAGCAGCAGAGUGGUACAACAUUGACUUCUCCCUACAGAACCAGCUCCGACUUGCUGGGGCCUCGCCUGCAACUGUAGCUGCUGCUGGAGGAGGAGUCAGUCCCCGAGACCACCUGGCGAGGAAGAUGAGGCUAAGAAGGAGGAAGGACUGUUCUCAGGAUGAUCAGGCAAAGCAGGUGCUGAAGGGCAUGAGUGACGUUGCGCAAGAGAAGAAGAACUUAGAGGAGAACGGCGAUUUGAAAUAUGGUGAUUUAAAGAUCCGACGCUGGGACAAGAGUCUAGAGAAGCCUCAGCUGGACUACUCUGAGUUCUUUAUGGAGGACGUGGGGCAGGUUCCAGGUGUAACCGUGUGGCAGAUAGAGAACUUUGUUCCCAUGCAAGUGGAUGAAACUUUUCAUGGCAAGUUCUAUGAGGCAGACUGCUACAUCAUCCUCAAGACCUUCCUGGACGAUAAUGGUGCACUGAACUGGCAGAUCUACUACUGGAUCGGCCAGGAAUCCACGCUGGACAAGAAGGCAGGCUCUGCCAUCCAUGCUGUCAACCUGAGAAACUUCCUCGGAGCAGAGUGCAGGACGAUAAGGGAAGAGAUGGGAGAUGAGAGCGAGGAGUUCAGCGCUGUGUUUAACAAUGAGAUCUCCUACAUUGAGGGAGGAACAGCUAGUGGAUUCUACACUGUGGAGGACACACACUAUUCUGUCAGGUUAUACAGAGUUUAUGGCAAGAAAAACAUUAGACUGGAGUCUGUACCUGUGAAGGCCUCCUCCCUCGACCCUCGCUAUGUCUUCCUGUUGGACACAGGGCUGGAAAUCUUUGUCUGGCGAGGAGGCAAUGCUACGCUCAGCGGCACCACAAAGGCCAGGUUAUUUGCAGAAAAGAUAAAUAAGAAUGAGCGUAAGGGGAAGGCAGAGAUCACAACCCUCAUGCAGAACCAGGAGCCUCCAGGGUUCUGGGAGGUGCUGGGAGGACAACCAGAGGAGAUCAAGAAACACGUACCAGAUGACUUCUCGCCCAUCAGACCUAAACUGUACAAGGUGGGCUUGGGUCUGGGCUACCUGGAGCUGCCUCAGAUUAACUACAAGCUGUCAGUGGAGCACAAAGACAGCAAGAUCAAACUGGACACCCUGCCAGAGCUGAGACUGUUGCAGUCUCUGCUGGACACAAAGUGCGUGUACAUCCUGGACUGCUGGUCUGACGUGUUCAUCUGGAUCGGGAGGAAGUCUCCCCGUCUGGUCCGAGCCGCCGCUUUAAAACUGGGUCAGGAGAUCUGCUCCAUGCUGCACCGGCCCAAACACGCCUGCGUCACCCGCAACCUGGAGGGCACCGAGUGUCAGGUGUUUAAGUCCAAGUUUAAGAACUGGGAUGAUGUGUUGAAGGUGGACUACACCAGAGCAGCUGAGACUGUUCAACAGACUGACAACCUGCAGGGCAAGGUGAAGAAGGACGCCGAGCAGAAAGACCAGAUGAAAGCUGACCUCACAGCUCUCUUCCUCCCCAGGCAGCCAGCCAUGCCCCUCACUGAGGCGGAGCAGUUGAUGGAGGAGUGGAACGAGGACCUGGAUGGCAUGGAGGGAUUCGUGCUGGAGGGAAAGAAGUUUGCUCGCCUGCCAGAGGAGGAGUUUGGACAUUUCUUCACACAGGACUGUUACGUCUUCCUCUGCAGAUACUGGGUGCCUGUGGAGUAUGAGGAUGAGGAGAAGGAGAAGAAGGAGGGAGGAGAAGGUGGUGGAAGAGGAGGAGGAGGGGGAGAGGAAGAGGAGGAUGAUAAACAGCCGGAAGAGGACUUCCAGUGUGUGGUGUACUUCUGGCAGGGCAGGCAGGCCUCCAACAUGGGCUGGCUCACCUUCACCUUCUCCCUGCAGAAGAAGUUUGAGAGUCUGUUCCCUGGAAAACUGAAGGUGGUGCGUAUGACCCAGCAGCAGGAGAACCUCAAGUUCCUGUCUCAUUUCAAGAGGAAGUUCAUCAUCCACAAAGGGAAGAGGAAACAGAAGACCGACUCUGCCCAGCCCUCCCUCUACCACAUACGCACCAAUGGCAGCGCACUUUGCACCAGGACCAUCCAGAUUGGAACAGAUUCAAGCAAUCUCAACUCAGAGUUCUGCUUCAUACUCAAGGUACCAUUUGAGAGCACAGACAAUCAGGGCAUCGUUUACACCUGGGUGGGCAGAGCUGCCGACCCUGAUGAAGCCAAACUGGCUGAGGACAUCAUGAACAGCAUGUUCGAUGACACAUAUAGCAAACAGGUAAUUAAUGAGGGGGAGGAGCCAGAGAACUUCUUCUGGGUGGGGAUUGGUUCUCAGAAGGCGUACGACGAGGAUGCCGAUUAUAUGAAACACGCUCGGCUCUUUAGGUGUUCGAAUGAGAAGGGAUAUUUCUCUGUGUCGGAGAAAUGCUCAGACUUCUGUCAGGACGAUUUGGCCGAUGAUGACAUCAUGUUGCUGGACAAUGGCAAAGAGGUUUACAUGUGGGUCGGUACUCAGACCAGCCAGGUGGAGAUCAAGCUCAGUCUGAAAGCCUGCCAGGUUUACAUCCAGCACAUGCGCUCUAAGGAAGCUGAACAACCGAGGAAGCUCCGCCUGGUGCGGAAGGGAAACGAGCCCCACUGCUUCACACGCUGCUUCCACGCCUGGGGGGCUUUCAAAACUCCCCCCUCGUAGACAGACACUCUCUGAAAUCGCACACAUGCUCCAAAACGCCUACAUACAGAUUGAUUCGCUGCCAUGUCAUUUUCUACCGGUAAGAUGAUGAUGAUGAUGAUGAUGAUGAUGAUGAUGUCUAUGCCUAUAACCCAGCUUUACCUACCCUCCAUCCUGCUCAGUGCUGCUGUUCAACAGCCCUUUGGUUGACAAGUUACUGUUGGAGUCCGCAGACAAAAACAGAUUUUAGUUUAGCACAACAUCCCAGUCAGUGAAAUUCUUCUGGUUUUAAAAAGCUGUUGUCUUGAUUUCAUGUCUCCGGGACAAAUAUCAGUUUUUCUACAAGCUUUUUUUAGCUGCAAGUCUAAAUACUGUUGUUGAAUGAAAGAAGAGAAUUAUGUUUUGAGAUAAAAUAGAUCUAAAGUGUACAGAGGCUUUAUAAAAACCCAAAGGGAGGUGGGUGAAUCCCAUAACAUAUCGAUCUGUUCUUGCUGCUUUCACGUGGCUUGUGCUGCAUGGUCAGUAGUUUUCAUUGGAGGACGGAGAGCCGCUCCUCCGUGCCAUUUUGUGCAGAUCAUUUGAAGCAGUUUACGGCAGAUACAAAUUGAUUUUACGGUUUUCUCUCCAUCAUUGUGGGACUGAACAGAAAACAGCACUAUAAUUGUUUUUCUGAGGAAUGUUGGUUUAUACAUAUAUAUAUAUAUUUUUCUGUUGUGUGGACUGUUCAUGGUAUGUGUGUGUUUACCCCAUACGCCUUUACUGAAAUGGGGUCUGCCCCUUUCCCAAGGUCUGUUUGAUCUCUGUUCUCACCUCCUCUGACUUGACCACUGAUCUGAAACUUCAUUGGCCGAGAUCUGUUUCAAUCUAUCAAAAUAUGAUUCUGAUGUAAAGAUGCUUUGGAUAGUAAUUUCCUCAGCCACAUGAAAGUUUAAACGGUUACAUUUAUUUGGCCAAGGAAAGCUUGAGGUCAGCGUGCAAGUAAUAGAUUGUGAGACAGAGCCUUGUUUUAUGUUUAAGGACAAAUGUUUAAAUGUGCAAUCAGUAGUGCCCGGGAGAUCCUGAGACAAAGUAACAGUACUGUGUUGUACGUUACCGGCUGCAUUCAACCUGUCAAAAUGUUUAUUUUCUUGCUAUUCUGGAGCGGUGAGGGUAAGAGAAGCUCAAGAGUUUCUUUCUAAAGUUUAGCGUUAUUGUUUUUGAAAAAGUAAAAGUGAAAUGUCUAAAAUUCUACAGGUUUGAAAAUGAAGACAGUUUAGUCAGACACUGAUCUUAAAGUGUUGCUUUCUUUUUCAAAAAUCUUCCUCGUUCUGGAUCGAAACUUACUGUUUUUUAAAGUUGCUAAUUUUAAUGGGAGAUCUCUUGCACCAUAUCAGAGACAUAUCUUAAUAAAUAUAGUAACUGGUGGUUCCACUGAUCUCAGAUCAGUAGUCGACAUAUAUGGUUAACUGAUGAUCAGUGGCACCAGUGUCAACUUUCAGAGUACUAAACUGCUGCGAUGUGUCUUGUGAUCACGUGACCUGUGUGGUAUGCAUUGGUCCGAGCCAGAUAUCUAUGUCCCAGAUGGCUGCAAGUUCCAUCAUUUAGUUUCUUUAUACUAUAUUUUGUGGGGUGAACUGUAUGCCUGUUAGUGUGUCGAGUCCUACACACGUGUAUGUGUGUAUACAAAUACGUGCACAUGCUCCUGAUGCCACCUGCAGAUGCUUUAUUUAUGUAUUUUAUAUAAAAAUAAAAUCUCACAUCACAUACUUA